Colletotrichum truncatum is the source of this 2265-nucleotide messenger RNA. The record is from RefSeq and is a predicted model, not a curated record. NCBI's taxonomy places the organism in Eukaryota, Fungi, Ascomycota, Sordariomycetes, Glomerellales, Glomerellaceae.
AUGGCCGAAGUAUUGUCCGUAAUAGAGGUUGCUCUCUGCAUCACAGAAGUUGUUGAACGCCUCUGUACUUUUAUUUCCACGGUCAAGUCUGCCAAAGAUGACAUUCGCAAGCUUACCCAGGAGCUCCUCGCCCUCAAGGGGGCUCUGGAGCACUUCGACGUUCAGACCCAAAAGGGCAUGUUUACCCCGUUACAAGGUCAGGUCCAGUCCAUGCUUGGGAUGACCCAGGAAACCCUGGAUGCCAUUCGAAAGAAAUUAGGAACCCCUAAAGAUUCCAAAAUGGGACGUGCUGUUCAAAGUCUGGCUUGGCCCUUUCGGACUGGUGAUGUCGAAAAGUACCUUGCAACCGUCGAAAGAGCAAAGACUUGGUUCAUCAUGGUUUUGAUGCGAGACUCGCUCGACACUACUGCGUCUGUCUUUUCCGAAAUGCAGAAGCUGACCACCAUGGUACAUGAGGACAUCAUUUCCCGGAAGACGGAUCGCAUGCUUAGCGAGACAGCUGAACUCCUUAAAUGGUUGUCUCCUGUCGACAGCAAGAGCAAGCUUCUUGACUCUGUGGCUGACCGAUUACCGGGAAGUGGGCAAUGGAUCCAUGCCGGCCGGUUCUCGGUUUGGGAAAGCGGUAGGCCGACCGAAUGGCCUGUGUUUUGGAUAACUGGCCGGUCGGGUUCGGGGAAAACGGUACUUUUCUCAAAUCUAGUCGAGAGACUACAAGCGCAGAUCAGGCCAGAUAAUUCAGAAAAAGUCAGCAAGGCUGGUCUAGGUUUCCACUGUUGCUCUCUGGAUGAUGCCGCAUCCCAAGCGGUGCCCAACGUUUUCGGUUCCAUCCUGGCUCAGAUGGGGUCAGUGAGGCCCGAAAUCCUUCACUUUGUUCGGCCACUCAGACAGUCAGGCAACAGCCUGAUACCACAGAACAAUCUGUCCGUUGAUCAGAUCCACGACGUUAUGGACCAGGCUCUUGAGCUGUUUGACGUCUUUUACCUUAUGAUUGAUGCCUUAAAUGAGACCAGUCAAGAGGCCUUGAUUGUUGAUGCUUUACUAGCACUCUGCGAGAAACAUGGAAAUCUCCGUGUAUUGGUGACUUGCACGCGCGAACCAGCUAAAUUUCACCCCAGAAUCUAUGUUCGCCAAAUGAUAAGUGAGUCCAUUGAUAUGGACAUUGACAUGUAUGUUCAACAUAGGCUAUCUACUGAACACAGCUUUCAAUCCCUGGGCGCCAAAGUCAGAGAGGAAAUCAGGAAGAAGAUUGUAACAGACGCUCACGGGACGUUUCGGUGGGCCAAACUUUGCAUGGAUAGGCUCAGUACACUUCGCACAGGACGGGACGUACGGCGGGUUCUCAGCGACAUCCCAUCUACUCUUAACGAAACCUACGCCGGCAUUCUUAACAGGAUUCCAAAACAAGAUAAGCCACUCGCACGCGAAGCCCUCACGUGGUUAUGCUUCUCCCUUCGGCCCCUUACCAUCAGUGAACUUGCCGAGGCAGUUAUUAUCGAGGAAGAUGACACCGACAUCGAUUGCGACUGUCGACUGAAUGAUCCUUCCGUUAUUCCUGAAAUAUGUCAGGGCAUGGUUCACGUUAAUAAUCACGUUGUUACUCUUGCUCACGAUUCUAUACGGACAUUUCUCCAAUCCGACUGGAUUAGAGCCUCGAACGCUGCGGACUUUGCACUUGACGCCGGCGAAGCUCACCGUAGAAUCAUGCGCAAAUGCCUCACCUACCUCAACCUUGAUCCCUUUGUCUUGGGCCCAGCUGAUCUGCUGUGGCACGUUGGUGAGCGCUUCGCUAGAUAUCCGUUGCUCGACUACGUCUCAUCAAUGUGGCCCAUUCACAUGGAGCGGUUCUCUCUCGAGGAUUCUGACGAGCGUCUCGUUUUGGACUUUUUCGAAACGAAAAAGCUUGACAGUGGCGGACAAUUUGAGGCAUGGGUGCAGUUUCUAUUGCGCUCGCCUGAUCUUGACGCCAUCCACAGCACAGAGCCCUUAUACUACGCUGCAUCCUUCAACAUGACGUCUAUUCUCAAACUGAUCCUAAAACAAGAGGAUAGGGUCGAUGUCGACAAGAGAGGUGGAAGGUACUCCUCCCCACCACUUUUUGUAGCUAUCUGGAGACGCAAUGUCGAGGCUGCUAAGUUACUGAUUGAAGCGGGCGCCGACCCACAUGCCCUUGAUUUGAGCGGUCAAACUAGUCGCCAAUUAGCAAUAUCAAGAAGCAUGCCUGAUCUCAUACACUUGAUGGACAAGAUGUCACCGAGCGAAUCAUAA